Molecule: messenger RNA, 1179 nt
Organism: Zophobas morio
Lineage: Eukaryota; Metazoa; Arthropoda; Insecta; Coleoptera; Tenebrionidae
Product: odorant receptor 85b-like
Exons: 5
Coding region: 1-1173 (390 amino acids)
Biological process (GO): detection of chemical stimulus involved in sensory perception of smell; sensory perception of smell
Cellular component (GO): plasma membrane
Molecular function (GO): olfactory receptor activity; odorant binding
Source: RefSeq, a predicted model, not a curated record
AUGCUCCACUGUAAGCAACAAAACGGCAAGUCAACCAAACAAACUGACCCGACUUACUACAUCCUUAAAAUUUUUCGGGCUGGUGGAGUCCACCCCGACAUAAAAGUCACACCUUUCCUGGUAUUUUUCUUCUGGAUGAACUGCACAAUAGUUUCUGCAGUCAUUGUACUAGCUAGUGUUGGUGUGGUCGUCGGUAUUCGUGACAACGACAUAAACAUGGUAGUAGAAUGUCUACAAAGUACAUUCAUCUACAUCCACAUCCUGGCCAAACACUACGUCUUAUUCUACAGCAAAUCUAUCCUGUCGAACAUCCUCCAACAACGAGCCAGGUUUCUUAAACUUGAAGAUUUCGACCCAGAAAUUAAGCAACAGUACGAAAAAAUGUUAAAGAAGACCUCGAAGUUUGUGAAUGUUUUUAUGUUCAUGACGUCGUGUGUGGUUUUCAGUUUUUAUCUGCAACCGUAUUUGACGGGUGGAGAUUUACCAGUUAGUGUGUAUAUUCCAGAAGGUUGGUACUACUACAUACAUUUCGGUUUUUGGCCUUUGGCUCCUUGCAUCGUGGCCAGCAUUUAUGGGUCUGAUGCCCUUUUCUGCGCGAUUACGGUUCCUGUGAUUGUACAAUUUAGACUUCUGGCGCAUAAAAUUGAACAAUGGAACGUGGAGAAGACUCAGAUUAGUGAUAAAAGGAGUCAGGAGAAGUUUAAAAAGAACUUGCAGGAAUUAGUUGAUCAUCAGAAUUUUCUUUUUGAUUACUGCAACCAAGUCAACAAGUUUAAUAAUGGAAUUUUUCUUAACCAGUUCUUGCUUUCGGUGGGGAUUAUUUGUGUGCAGUUGUUUGUGGUUUCGCAAAAAGGUUUCAAGCUUCCUAAUAAGAUUAAGUGCGUGGGGUAUUCUUUCAUGGAAAUUGUAGAAACUGGAAUUUAUUGUUUCAAUGCUGAACUGGUUUCCGAUGCUUCUGAAGAUCUCGGCAAUGCUGCUUAUAACUCAGUGUGGUACGAAUCUGACGAUACUAAUGUUAAAGAUUCUAUAACUUUAAUCAUCGAGAGGUCUCAAAAAAGAAUCGUAUUCAGUGGUUUUGGUUUUGUUUGGAUUAAUCUAAAAACGUUCACACAGAUUUUUAAGACAGCUCUGUCGUUCUACAGUUACUUACACAAUGUUGUCUUAAAUGAUUGAUUUUUU